CUCCCUCACGACGCCGCCGGAGCGCUGUGGCCGCGGACUACCCUGAGCAAAGUCGGUCUCCGGGGUCGUCCAGUGGACCCCCGUCUGGUGCCGGAGCCCCCCUCCUCACCGUCCACCUGCCCUCGGCUUGGAUUCUGCCUACCUGCGACCCCCGGCCCGGCCCGCUCCCUCCCGCAGCCCGGCCUUACCUGGAAGAGACCGGAGACGCGUUCUGCAGCCACCAUGGGCGGGCACGGGCAGGCCCCGGAGGUACCGAGGAGCCGCAGAAGUUCGUGGAGAAAUGAAAUGGAGAGAUAAAUGCGAAUCGUCCGUGGACCUUUUGCAGCUCCCUGCUAGGAUGACAGACAAGGUCGUUUGCUUCUCCUGAACGUGCAAGCUAAUGGAGGGGCUGGGGGGACGGGAGUAUGGACGUUUUUGCAAGAGUCAAAUAAACUCAGAAUGAAAACAUCCUCCUGCCCCUCGUCAUCAGUGCACCCUCAGGCAUGGGUUGGAAUUGGAGCCUGUCCCCCAACCCGAAGGCAACCAGCAUCAUGUGCUUGCUGACUGCUCUUCAUCCACCUAUUGAUGCCUCCCAGAAAAAAACGCCAGCCACGGUGCCAGAAAGCCCAGCUGCUCUUCCACCAGGAACCACUGGAGGGACCCAAGCACCACUCUGGAUCUCCUCAGCCUCCCAUCACCCACACCGUGCAGGUGCCCAGCAAGCCGAUUGACCACAGCACCAUCACUUCCUGGGUAACACCUCAGUUUGAUAUAACAGCAGAAAGCUGCUUCCCAGCAUUCCGGAAACGUCCCCGCAACCAGAGAAGACAUUCAAGUUGGAAAUCCACCACAUCCAAGUUUCCACAUCUAACUUUUGAGAGUCCACCCACUUCUUCCAGUUCAGAGACACUGGGGAUCCCCCCAGUGAAGGAGCGUCCCCAUCAAUCAGAAAAGGAAGGUUCCAGGAGGCCCUUGGUUCCAGUGCUCAGCCCCCAGAGCUGUGGGGACCUGUCUGUGAGUUCCCCUGAGAGCCUGCCUCACGUGUUCAUUCCUCCCGAUAUCCAGACCCCAGAGCCCUCUUUGGUGGGGGGAGAAGCCAUUCCCCCAGGCCAGAAGGAGAACGCCCUGCGAAGCUGCCCCCUUCACCUCGGCACUCCCAGCAGCCCAGAGCCUGGGCCUGUGUUGGCCGAAGACACCCCUGAGGAGAAGUACGGGGUGAAGGUCACGUGGAGGAGACGACAGCACUUGCUUGCAUACCUCAGGGAGAGAGGGAAGCUGAGCAGAAGCCAGUUCCUUGUGAAGAACUGACUGGAUUCCCGGACAGCUGCUCCCGCAUCAGCAGUCCUAGAACAGGACUACAAAUGUCACUUUUCUGGCUCACUAGGGAGUGUUUCUGUAGAAUAAAAUGGACAUAACACCAGCAGAAACAAGAUCUAACUAGAGCCCAGGGUCAUAGGGGAAUUUAAUUCCCAAUUUGCCUCUUAAGAAACUUGCACCAUAAACAGUUGAGUUCAGUGUCAUGAACUGUUCAUGUUUUUUCUUAUAUUAACUUUAAAAUACCUUGAACCUGUUUAACAUGUGUAUAAAUAAACAGUUGCAGAAAGUUUUUAGAGAACCCUGCUCCUGUCAGUAGUGUAACAAUAUUACCCACCCACAAAAACCUUUCUUGGUUAUCUUGUCACCACGGCUCACCAGUCCGUGAAUCACUGCACUCAGACUGAUUCAUGCCACUCUGAGGCUCAGUGUCAGCUGAUGGACAGGGGUAGUCACCGCAAAGCCCGGGACCUCGUGGUGGCCCACUGUCACCCCUCCUCUUGGCUCGUGUGCUGACAGAGCAAGAUGAACAGGGGCUCAGGGCCUGCUUUAGUGAACGCAGUGGGAUCAGGGAUGAGUGGCACACAGAGGGGGCGCUUAGAUCGGCUUGUGCUUUGAGUGUUUCCACCCAAGAAACCUGUAAAUGUUAAAUCUGUAAAUAUUAAAUAGGGGUAGGAAAAUGGUUUCUUAUAAUAACUUUAAACGGUGUAUACAUAAACGUGGACCUUUUUGAAUACUGUUGGAGUUAAUGCAGGCUUGCCCAGUCAACAAAGUGUCACGUGGGUUUUGCAAGUAGCAUCUCAUUUAAGCCCCAUUCAUGGAGCAUUCAGGAGCCUACACUGUGUCAGGUGCAGUCCCAGCUGGACCAAGCAGGUGUUCUGUUUAUAGGUGGGAAUCUGAAGCCCAGAGAGUGAGCCAUGUUUACCAUCACACAGUAAGUGCAAUGCUCUGC
Lepus europaeus (European hare) is the source of this 2245-nucleotide messenger RNA. RefSeq names its product RAD9-HUS1-RAD1 interacting nuclear orphan 1 (gene RHNO1). NCBI's taxonomy places the organism in Eukaryota, Metazoa, Chordata, Mammalia, Lagomorpha, Leporidae. Gene Ontology annotation, cellular component: chromosome; nucleus. Gene Ontology annotation, biological process: recombinational repair; cellular response to ionizing radiation; DNA damage checkpoint signaling. The coding region runs from base 565 to 1287 and encodes 240 amino acids. The record is from RefSeq and is a predicted model, not a curated record. The transcript has 3 exons.